Messenger RNA from Pogoniulus pusillus (Red-fronted tinkerbird), 6053 nucleotides. RefSeq names its product growth factor, augmenter of liver regeneration (gene GFER). Gene Ontology annotation, cellular component: mitochondrion. The transcript is spliced from 3 exons. Gene Ontology annotation, molecular function: flavin-dependent sulfhydryl oxidase activity; flavin adenine dinucleotide binding. NCBI's taxonomy places the organism in Eukaryota, Metazoa, Chordata, Aves, Piciformes, Lybiidae. Gene Ontology annotation, biological process: liver development. The record is from RefSeq and is a predicted model, not a curated record. Bases 5 to 625 code for a protein of 206 amino acids.
CUCAAUGGCUCCGCCCCGGCCCGUGGAGCUCCGCGGCCACAAGAUGGCGGCGCCCGGCGAGGGCCGUGCGGGCAGGGGCUCCUCUCCGUUCCCGGGCACCGAGAACGGUCCCUUCGCCUUUCCCUUCGCCGUGCCGCACGGCGCGGCGGGCUCUGGGGCGGGGGAGCCGUCCAAGAAGCCGUGCCGAGCCUGCACGGAUUUCAAGAGCUGGCUCCGCCAGCAGAGGCAGCGGGCGGCCCCGGGAGCCGGGGACCUGGCAGUAACAGAGGAGAAAGAGCCCCCCCCGAACUGUCCCCUGGACAGCGAGCAGCUGGGCCGCAGCACAUGGGCGUUCCUGCACACCAUGGCAGCCUACUACCCUGACCACCCCACUGGUGUCCAGCAGAAGGAGAUGAGGGACUUCAUCCACCUCUUCUCCAAGUUCUACCCCUGUGAGCACUGCGCUGAGGAUCUGAGGGAAAGGUUACGUACCAAUCAGCCUGAUACCAGCACCAGAAGCAACUUCUCCCAGUGGUUGUGUCUUCUUCACAAUGAAGUGAACAGGAAGCUGGGAAAGUUGGAAUUCGACUGCUCUCGUGUGGAUGAGCGCUGGCGAGAUGGUUGGAAAGAUGGCAGCUGUGAUUAAUGCAGAGAGCCUGCUCUGGAAAUCUAACAGACCAAUUCAACCUGGUGUCCAGGCACUGCAGGGAGCUGUGUGAGUCACAACCUGGCUGUGUUUGCCUGCUUGUGUGUGUGAAUGAGCUGGCUGUGGAAAUAAAGGUGAAGCUAUCCUAAUCACAUGUUUGAAAAUCUCAUCCCAGCAGUAUGAUGAUAAAUGAUGACAGAAAUGUAUUACCUGAGUGGCUGAAGCCUUCAUCAGCCCUCCCGGGGGAUGUUAAAGGCCAGGUUGGAUGAGGCCUUGAGCAGCAGAGUCUAGUUGAGAGGUGUCCCUGCUCAUGGUGGAGUAGAUGAUCUCUAAGGUCCCUUCCAACCUAAGCCAUUCUGUGAUUCUUUUGUCACAGGAAUUGGGAAAGGAAACCUGCAGCAGGCUGCCCAGAGAGGUUGUGGAGUCUUCUUCUUUGGAGACAUUUGAAACCCACCUGGAUGUGUUCCUGUGUGGCCUGCUCUAGGUAAUCCUGUUCUGGCAGAGAGGUUGGACUGGGUGAUCUCUAGAGGUUCCUUCCAACUCCUCCCAUUCUGUGAUUGUGUGGAGUGAAGUCACUGACAAACUCAUGCAGAUUUGUUCAUUAGGUCCUUAUUUUAAGGACAUUUGCUUAUUUCUGUGACUGGAGUGAACUUUGCCUGCACACAGUUGUAGAGGGCUGCUCUGUCACGUUUUCCAUGGAUCUGCAGGCCUUGCCCUGAUGUUUAGAAGCUGCUUCUGACUAACUUCAAUUUGCAUUUCAGUUCUUCUGAUAGACAAAACUCACACUGCUUUCUGUGCCAAGUCUGCAUUCCUCGAGGGGGGCAGAUUUAGACUGGAAAUUGGAAAGAAGCUCUUUACAGUGAGGGUGGUGAGACACUGGAAACAGGUUGCCCAGGGAGGUUGUGGAUGCCUCCUCCCUAAAGGGCUGGGUUGGAUGUGGCCUUGAGCAACCUGGUCUAGAGGAAGAUGACUGUGCCUGGGUGAUUUCAACUAGGUGAUCUUCAAGGUCCCUUCCAACCCAGGGUGAUUUGAACUAAGUGAUCUUCAAGGUCCCUUCCAACCCAGGGUGAUUUGAACUAGAUGAUCUUCAAGGUCUCUUCCAGCCCAGGGUGAUUUGAACUAGAUGAUCUUCAAGGUCCCUUCCAACCCAGGGUGAUUUGAACUAGAUGAUCUUCAAAGUCUCUUCCAACCCAGGGUGAUUUGAACUAGGUGAUCUUCAAGGUCCCUUCCAACCCAGGGUGAUUUGAACUAGGUGAUCUUCAAGGUCCCUUCCAACUCAGGGUGAUUUGAACUAGAUGAUCUUCAAGGUUCCUUCCAACCCAGGGUGAUUUGAACUAGAUGAUCUUCAAGGUCCCUUCCAACCCAGGGUGAUUUGAACUAGGUGAUCUUCAAGGUCCCUUCCAGCCCAACCCCAUCUAUGAAUCUCUUUUCUGAGAACUCCAAUUGUUGUAAAACUUACAUCCAGUUUAAGGCAUUGAAUUUAAACAUUAAAAUCCUGGAUCUCAAAUUCCUCUUUAUGUUUCAGUUUAGAAAGGAAGACAUUGUAGAAAGGGAAACUAAAGCAGGACAAAAAAAAAAGACCCAAACAACCAAAAACCCAACUCUUAGUUUACUGAAUGAAGCAGGAGCUGAGUGAAAUUCAAAUGUUUUAAACUGAUUGCUAAUUUCCCUUGGAUCCAGCAGUGGUAGGAUGAAAAAUUCUGCUGAACUACUUCUUAAAGCAGCAAACCUCUUCAUGUCUUCUUUGACCUUUUGUCUGUUGGGAAAUGAGCUUGAGAUGAAGCAUAAUGAAGCAUAUUCAGCUUUGUUUAGCACUUGUGGUCUCAAAGUCUUGCUUUGGUAUUUGCUGACCUGGUUGAUAUUCUGGUCUUAUUCCCUAGCUAAGAAUCUCUAGAACAAAAGGGCUUUACAAGCCCCCUGAAGAUUGUAGUGUCAGCUUUAUGGAGUAUUUAUAGCACAAGGGACUCAAAGAAGUCCCUGGAGUAAAUUCCCUCUCUGGACACUGCUCCAAGUCUAUGCUGUGUGUAUUUUCAGGUCAGCUUUGCUCCAUCUGAAAUUCACCCUUAGGUAUCAAGCAUCUGUACUGGGAUCAGUUCUGUUCAGUAUCAGUGAGUACAGUGAGACUGAGGCACCCAUAGCAAAUCUGCAGAUGACACUGAGUGGUGUGGUUGGCAAGUCUGAAGCAUGGGAUGGGUGCCAUCCAGAGGGACCUGGGCAGGCUGGAGAGGUGAGCUGAGGAGAAUCUCAUCAGGCUCCAUAAAGCAAAGGGCAAGGUCUUGCUCCUAGGUUGGGGCAAUCCUUGGUAUCAGUCCAGGCUGGGGAGUGAUGAGACUGAGAGCAGCCCUGCAGGAAAGGGCUUAGGGGUGCUGGUGGGUGAGAAGCUGGCCAGGAGCAGGCAAUGGGCACCUGCAGCCCAAAAGGCCAAUGGCAACCUGGGCUGGAUCCAAAGCAAUGUGGCCAGAGAUGGAGAGAGGGGAUCCUGCCUCUGCUCUGUUCUGGUGAGUCCUCACCUGAAGUGCUGUGUCCAGCUCUGGAGCAGGUCCAGAGGAGGGCUCUGAAAAUGAUCAGGGUGCUGGAAGACCUCUGCUAUGAGAACAGGCUGAAGCAGCUGGGGGUGUUCAGCCAAGAGAGGAGAGGCUCCAGGAAAACCUCAGAGCAGCCUGCCAGUAGGCAUCCUGAAGCGGGCUGCAAGAAGGCUGCAGAGGGAGUGUUUGGAAUGGCUUGCAGGGACAGAAUGAGAGGCAAUGGUUUGGAAUGAGAGCAGAGCAGAUUUAGAUCAGAUGUGAGGAACAAGUUGUGGUUAGGAACUGCAACAGGUUGUCCAGGGAGGUAGCUGAGGCUGCAUCCUUGGAGGUACUCAAGCUCACACACCCACUUGUUCCUAACAUCCAGUCUUAAUCUCCUCUGAUUUCAGAGCAUUGCCUCUCUUCCUCUGACUGCAUGGUUUGCACAAACCAUGGCAGGCUUCUUGCUUCUCUGCUUCCUUCUGAGGUUUCUGGCACAUUUUGGUGAGCUUCCUUAUUUGAUGCUCUGUAGCACACCUGUGAAUAUACCUUUGUUUUCUGAUGGAGGGUUGCCUGCAGGUGUUACUGGCACUUUUAUAAUAGAAUCAGGGUGAUGGCAGCUCAGCUUUAAGAGCUUUGAUCUUCAAAGCUGUGCAUAUGUGGCCACCUUUGUGUUUAGAAAACCCAUUAGAGCUUUGGAAAGACCUUGUAAUGUUUUAUGGUGUAUUCAGGUUCCUUCAGGUUGGGGCUGUUAAAACUUUUCUUGCACUUUAGAACUACCUCAGAAGAGGUUGGAGUGAGGCAGAGGUUGGAGUCUUCUCACCUGCAACUACUGGCAGGACAAGAGGAAAUGGCCUCAAGCUGCACUAGGGAAGGUUCAAGUUGGAUAUCAGGAACAUUUCUUCCCAGAAAGGGCUCUCAGGCACUGGAACAGGCUGCCCAUGGAGGUGGUGGAGUCAGCAUCUGUGGAGAGAUUCAGAAGGCACAUGGGUGUGGUGCUGAGGGAGGUGGUUCAGUGGUGGUGGCUUGGCAGUAGUGGUGGGAUUGUCAGCUGCCUGCUCAGAGCUUAACUUGAUGAUUUGAAAGGUCUUUUCCAGCCUCAACGUUUCUGUAGUUCCAGCAGACAAACUGUUAUGGACUGCCUCUACUUGAAGUUUAUUAUGGUGAACAUUUCCAAACACAAAGCCACCAGCUGUGAUGAUCAUAAGGUAGUUGAGGAGGUGUGCAGUCUGAGUCAGGACUUGAGGGGAAGCACUUGAAUUAUGAAGAGUGCUCACAGAUUUUCCCUCUUAUCAUGCUGGUGUCCUUAGAACAAAUAAAUUCCACCCUUUGGGUUUUGUCUCCUUGGUAAUAAACUCAUGUCCUCCAGACACAGCAUGUUGUGUCCACUAGUGUGGGGAGGAAUAAAAACCAGGCUGUAACCCUGCUGGCCUGAAUUACCCAGUUUAGGUUGGCCAUGAGGAACAAUUUCUCUCCCAAAAGGCUUGUCAAAGCCUGGCCCAGGAGAUUUAAACUGGAUGUUAGGAAGAAGUUCUUUGCAAUGAGGGUGGUGAGACACUGGAACAGGUUGCCCAGGGAGGUAAUGGAUCAGAGAAUCACAGAAUGUGAUCAUAGAUCACAUUCUGUGAUCCACAACCUCCCUGGAGGUGUUCAAGGGCAGGUUGGAUGAGGUCUUGAGUGACCUACUCUAGUGGGAGGUGUCCCUGUCUAUGGCAGGGGGUUGGAACUGGAUGAUCUUUGAGGUCCCUUCCAACCUAAACCAUUCUAUGAUGAUUCAAAUUGCAGCAGAGGAGGUUUAGGUUGGACAUGAUGAACAAUUUCUUCCCCUUGAGGGUUGUCAAGGCCUGUCCCAAGCUGCCCAGGGCAGUGGUGGAGUCCCCAUCCCUUGGAGGGGUUUCAAAGCCAUGGAGGUGUGGUGCUGAGGGCCUUGGUUUAGUGGUGCCCUGGCAGUGCAGGUUUGAUGGUUGGACUCCAUGAUCUUAAAGGUCUCUUCCAGCCUGAACAAUUCUGUGCUUCUCUGAUCUUAAUGUUGACACUGAAGCAGCAUCUGGUGCAAGAUGCUGAAUCUCUGCUGCUGAGCCCAAGGAACUCUGCUGGCCUUGCACUGGCAAGGUAGUGGUAACCUAUCCAUGCCUGAAGAGUGUGCAGAGGACUAUAAUUGCACACUCUGCUCACAGUCAGGGCCAGUAGCUGUGGCAGCACCAACCUUUGUCCUCUUGUGUUGUUCAGGAGAUGGCUGAGAUAUGCAAAAGGAAACGACUCUACUAGCAGGUGCUGUUCUGGCAGCAGGCAGGGAAGAGCCAGAAGGCUGAAGUGUCUUUAGCUUCCUAACGUUCAGGCCACCAGCUGUGACUGCUGGGAUGUCACUAGGGCAGUUUGUAACUCCAGUAAGUGAUCCUACAAUGGUUUGGGUUGGGAGGGACCUUAAGAGAUCAUCCAGUUCCACCCCCCUGCCAUGGGUACGGACACCUCCCACUGGGCCAGGUGACCAGGUUGUUCAGGGCCUCAUCCAGUCUGGCUUUGAGCACUUCCAGGCUUGGAGCCUUCACAGCUUCUCUGGACAAGCUGCUCCAGUGCCAGGUUGGACAGGCAUUUGGUACAGUAUUUCCUUGCACUCUGUUCCUUCACCUUGAUGGCUUUGCAGAAGAGCUGAACUUAGGUGUCUCUCAGGCAUAUUGUGACCUCUCUAGAUUUGAGUGUGUGGAGAGAGGAGGAUUUUUUGAUAUUUUUGCUGCUUACUUGUACCAGAUCUCAAGUUUUAAUCUUACAGAAUGAAUUGUUACGGAAGAGAUUUGUAUUUGUGUACAGAAAAAGGUGACUCCUGGAUGCAUGUGGUUAAAUCCAGUGCUAAAAUGUCUGUAUUCAAAUGGAAUUUCCUGUAGAUGUGAAAAUAAUAAAGGAACCAAACACAGAUUUGCAGGUGA